AUGCUCUCUCUCUUGGACCUCGACCAUGCUUUGCUGCUGCCGCCACCGAGCUUCGACGAGGCCGUGGAGACAGAGGGGAGGCCCACAUUGUACAUGGACCCUGUGCUGGAGCGGAACAGGCCGCUCUACCUUGAUUUCAUCCAGUCUGGCAUCUCGCGGGGCGUCUUCGUCUUAGGGAAAGAGAGGACCGAGGACGUCUCCGCCUUCUUCGUGGCCAAGAAGGACGAGCGGAUCAGGAUGGUGCUGGACUGCAGGCGUAGCAACCAGCGUUUCCAGCCCCCUCCAUCGGUCAGCCUGUUCUCCGCCGCGGGGUUCGCGGACCUCGAGGUGCCGAAGGACGCGCCCCUCUACUGCGCGGGGGUGGACGUCCAGAACGCGUUCUACCAGCACAAGCUGCCAGCCUACCUGCGGUCGUACUUCUGCUUGCCGAAGGUCACCGCGGGCGAGCUCGGCAUCAGCAGGCUUGACGGGCGGCGUGUCCCGCCCUGGGCCUGCCUUUACCCACAACUUGCCGUUGUUCCCACGGGGUGGAGCUGGGCACUCUUUUUCGUUCAGAAGGCUCACGAGCGGACGCUGGACCUGCACGACGCCCUGAAGCCCGAGCUGCGGGCGGUCGACUUCGUGCCCGUUCCCAGCCCGCUCAAGGAGCCCAUCCACUCGCUGCACGUCGACAACGUGCUCGCGGUCGGCACCGACCGCGAGGCCGUGACCAGGGUCAGGCGUGAGGCCUCCAAGGCACUGGAGGGCUCCGGCCUGGCCGUCCAUGACGAGACCGAUGCCGCCGAGAACAUGGCCAUGCUUGGCGGGCAGCUGCAUGGAUCGCCUGCUCGCGCCACCUUGGCGCCACGGAGGUUCUGGAAGCUGUGCAUGGGGCUCGGCUACUUGGUUCAACGGCGCCCCCGCGUCACCAGCCGUGACAUCGAGCACGUCAUCGGGCACUGCACGUUCGCCGCGCUGUGUCGGCGCGAGAGCCUGAGCUGUUUCAGCGCCGUCUACUCGUUCGUCCAGCAGAAUUACCAGCGCGCCAGGCCUCUCUGGGCGUCGGCACGGCGCGAGUUCAGGAUAUUCCGCGGGUUGCUGGUCACGCUCGUCUCGGACCUCGACGCCGAGUGGUCCACCAAGGUCGUCAUGACUGACGCCUGCGAGACGGGCCACGCCUCGGUCGAGGGUGAGUGGGACCUCUCCGAGGUGCAGAGUGCUGGUCGCUGGCACGAGCGGUGGCGGUUCCGCCACGCGCGUGAGGCGGACGGGGGUUGGCGGCCGCGCGACCGCGCGGCACGUGCGGCCGAGGCCGCCGAGCUGGAUGCACACCCGUCUGUUCUGCUGUGCCAGGGUCUCGCCAACAAACGAUCCCCUGAAGUGUCGACGCGCACCAUCCGCCGCACCAGCUGGUCGACCAUGCACUACUCGCCUCUCUUCGGCAAGGAGCCCAUGCAUCGCAAGGAGGCAAGAGGUGACUUACACGCCGUGAAGCUGAUCCUGUCGGACGCGGACUCCUGGGGGAAGAGGGUGCUGCAGGACGCGCUGCAUCUGGGGCCAGCUGGCGCGCUGCCGCGGCGCGCGGGCGCCAGCUUCGGCACCGCCGCAGCUCGGCGCGGGGCCCCGAGGGCGACGGUCGGCCCGACAGCGGCUGGCCCGCGGCCCCAGCGGCCCCGCCUGGACUCGAGCGCUGCCCUGCCACUGGCAGCCGCGCGCCCGCUGCGGUCCCGCGGCCUGUCGGCGCCGGCGUCGGCCAGGCGGCUGAAGCGCAGCGCGCCUGGGAGUGGCCCGUCAGCGCAGGCCCCUCCGCAGCCCUCGGCGGCUCGGACGCCGCUACGCCGCAGCUGGGGCCCCCUGGGCUCGCCUGCCUGGCGCCGCCGCGAGGCUCUGCUUCGACGUCCGUCGGUGGUGCUAGCGGCCCCGCGCAGCAUCCCCCUGCGGGAGCUGCCGCGGUCUGUGCAGCGCCGCCUGGACGCUGGGGAGCAGGCGCGGGGCACCACCCGCCAGCUCUCCAUCACCGAGGCUGCCGCGGUGGGACGGCGGAGCCGACUGCAGUGCACGCGGGACGUGAAGGUGGCGGUUAGUUUUUGGCGCAGCCGCCUGACGUCUCUGGCGGCGCCUGCUGCCGACACGGACGCCGCGGUGGUGAGGUUCUUCGACGAGCUGUACCUCGAGGGGAAGGUCGCGUCGACGGGCGAGAAGCUCCUCGCCGCGAUCUUCAUGCACGUGCCCGACUACCAGAGCAAGGGGAAGCUGGCCCUGCCGCGCGCCUACCGCGCGCUGCGAGGCUGGCGCCUGCUGCGGCCCUCGCGGACGCGACGCCCGCUGCCCUGGGCGGCCUGCAUGGGCGUGGCACGCCAGAUCUGGAAGAUCAGCGGCCGCCCCGCCCUCGCGGUGUUCUGGCUCCUGAUGGUGGACACGUACCUGAGGCCUGGCGAGGCUUUCCGCCUGACCUGCGGCCAGGUGAUGCCUCCGCAGGCGCACAUGCCCAAGGUAACGAUCCACAUCAACCCCGACUACAUGAAGAGGCCGAGCAAGACUGGCGAGAUGGACGAGACAGUGGACGUUGCACGUCCGUGGCUGGGCAACCUGCUGGUUCGACUGGCCCAGGGCCCGCCCAGUGGCCCCCUGUGGACCUUCACUAUGACGGAGGCCAAGGACGUGUUCGAGCGCGCGACCCGCGCGCUGCACUUGGACAAGCUGCUGCCCGUGCUCUACACAGCCCGACACAGCGGUGCGUCCAUCGACCGUUUCACGGGGAGGAUCUCGUUGCAGGAAGUCCAGCGGCGCGGCCGCUGGCGCCAGCCGAGCUCGGUCAGGCGCUACGAGAAGCGCGGGCUCAUCCAGGCAGUGUGGAGCGAGAUGGAACCCUCAGCCAAGGCAUGCUGCCUCCAGGCCGAGGCCGAGCUGCCCUCGCUGCUCGCCGCCGCCUCGAUAUCCGCCAACGCCUGA
Messenger RNA from Prorocentrum cordatum, 2931 nucleotides. NCBI's taxonomy places the organism in Eukaryota, Dinophyceae, Prorocentrales, Prorocentraceae. The record is from the annotation of a GenBank genome assembly.